AGUGUUCGGAGAUCGUCAUCGGGACUGGGCAGGAAAAACUAGGAAGUCUUCAACUUCUUCUGGGUCCUCUGACGUGGGACGAGGAAUACGGACAAUCUGCUGUGGGGCGGAAAAAUAGCGGCACCACUUCUCGGAUGUCUCAAGAGUCAUCAUUGAACAAACUUUUCUGUACGAAAACAUAACAGUCUCUCCGAGGACGUCAGGUUGAUCUUCUUGGAGGAGACCCAGUGAAAAAGGAGGACAUCAUGCCGAGGAGGACCGUGCUCGAAGUGACCGUGCAAGAUGUCCAAAAACGGAGGAACCCCAGCAAACACUACGUUUACAUCAUCAAAGUGUCCUGGAGCGAUGGCAGCACGGAAAUCAUUUACAGACGCUACAGCAAGUUUUUCGACCUGCAGAUGGAAUUACUGGAUAAAUUCCCAGUGGAAGGAGGUCAGAAAGACCCCAAGCGCAGGAUAAUUCCUUUCCUACCAGGAAAGAUCCUGUUCAGAAGGAGCCAUAUCAGAGAUGUGGCCAUGAAAAGGCUAAGGCCCAUCAAUGAAUACUGCAGGGCCCUCAUCCAGCUUCCAGUAUACAUUUCCCAGUGUGAAGAAGUAAAAGUAUUUUUUGAGACGAGACCAGAAGACCUCAACCCACCUAAGGAGGAACCCACAGGAAAGAAAAAAUCAGGGUUUGUGGAGAGAGCGACUACUUUCCUAAAGCGAGGAGAUGCCAACUCAACAGACCCGCUCGUGCUGGACCAGUAUGUGGCGGUAACGAACUACGAGAAGCAGGAGAGCUCUGAGAUCAGCCUGUCUGUUGGUCAGGUGGUGGAGGUCAUUGAGAAAAAUGAGUCGGGGUGGUGGUUUGUGAGUUCAGAGGACGCACAAGGUUGGGUUCCUGCCACCUGCCUGGAGGCCCAAGAUGACCCCGAUGACAUCACUCUUCCAGGAGAAGAAGAAGAUAAAUAUUCAGUGAUUUAUCCCUAUUCCGCUCGGGAUGAAGAUGAGAUUGACCUGGAGAGAGGAAUGAUUGUGGAAGUUAUGCAGAAGAACUUGGAGGGCUGGUGGAAAAUCAGGUACCAAGGACGCGAGGGCUGGGCCCCAGCCUCCUACCUGAAGAAGUCGGACAUUCAGAGCCAAAAGCAGGCGGCGGGUGGCGCAGCACACGCCAGUGCCAACGAUUUGGACGGGGUCUCCAAGCAGAACCAUGCGGUCAACUCCAACCGGGAGAACCAGAAAGAAAACAGACUCUCGUUCUUUUCCGAUCGAAAAAUGGGACUGAGACAAAGACUUCCACCACGAAGAGAUCUCUCCAUUCCUCGUGGUACCAAUCUUCCCAAGCCCCCCGGUCCACCUCAAGUCGAGGAGGAGUUCUACACCAUCGCAGACUUCCAGACCACCAUACCUGAUGGGAUUAGCUUUCAGGCUGGAAUCAAAGUCGAGGUGAUUGAGAAGAACGGAAGCGGUUGGUGGUACAUCCAAAUUGAUGAGCAAGAGGGUUGGGCCCCGGCUACUUUCAUCGACAAGUACAAGAAGACAAGUAGCGCCCUCAGGCCCAAUUUUCUGGCGCCUCUUCCCAAUGAGAUGGAGAAGCUGCAACUGGAGGACAGUAGUUCAAGUGUUCCAAGCACCGGUGAUAGUUGGUCCAAGCCUUUACCGGAUGAACCGACAGCAGCCCCCGAUAGCUUUGCCCGCCCCAAGUUAAGAGACUGGAAGUCCAGCGCUGCCAAGUCAUCACCCUUCUCUGGACCGCUACCUCCAGCUCCGGUGUGUCCUCCUGAAGAUAAACCAGCUUUGCCACCUCGAAGAGAAUCCAUCCAUAAGAGUUUUGAGUUGGAGGUGGCUGAAAAACCAAGACCUGAUCAUUCUAAGCCUUUGCCACCAAAACCCCCAGUGCCAGGAGUCAUCAUACCAAUGGUUCCACCAAAAGCAGCACCUUUCAAACUGGAGAAAACCCCAGAUCCAAAGAAAGAGGACAAGAGCAAAGCACUUCACCUUCGGAACGAGAUGGGUCUUGAAUGUGGUCACAAGGUCUCCGCCAAAGAGGUGAAGAAGUUUAACCUGAAACCAGUACACAAGCAGCUACCAAAACCUAAGUCAGAAGUCCCGGAGGAGAAACCACAGGCAGCUGGUCCAGCUGUAUUCAUGAAGCCCAAACCGGUUAUCCGACCUAAACCUUUUCCAGCGACAAAGCCAGACCCACCAGCAGCACCGGCAGCAGAGAACAAAGUUGACAUCACCAACCUGAGAAGUAAGCUGAGACCUUCAAAACCUGUCGAUCCCAGUUCUGCUUCGGGUGAGGCCAACCAUCAAAACGAGACCCCGGCGGUCGGUACCCACCGUAGCAGUCCUCCUCCUAGCCUACCACCUGUUCAGACGUCGUUUCCAAAUAACAGCAGGAACUGUGAGGAACCCAAAUGUUCUCCUAAACACUUGAACGGCCACAGUCAAGAGAAACCAGCAGUACCUCCCCACAAGGAAGUCCCUCAAAGACCACCGGCUUUGGUUCCAAGAAGACCCCCUCCUCCAAAGAAGACCGAGCCGUCCAGCCCUACCGACUUCAAGCCCGCUUCAAAAGAUCUGGGACCACCCCAACUCAACAGACCCCCCCCCCCUAAACCUAAGGGUUUUUCUCAGGAAUCCAAAGUGAAUAAAAUCCCCAUUCCUCCGAAACCUCAAGUGAAGAGCGACAAGCCAGGUCCGCCCAGAGACAAACUCCCGCCCUUGCUGAAGGAGCCCAGUAAAGACGAGCUGUAUCUGGCCGUGGCGGACUUCGAAGGCGAGGACCAGACGUCCAGCUUCAAGGUGGGGACGCUCUUUCAGGUGCUGGAGAAAAAUAGCAACGGUUGGUGGUUCUGCAAGAACAUAGGAGAAGAAGUCGAGGGCUGGAUCCCUUCCAAUUACUUGAGCAAGAAACCAUAGGUAGACAAAAAAAACUUUGUAGCGAGUAGGCUUUUUUUUUUUUUAAUUUAUAGGUACACAUUCUUAUAUUUACACUAAACCAGCAGAACACACAUGUGAUGUUUUCUUCUAUAAUCCAAACAUUUUAUUGGAAGCUUCCUAUCAGUGUUAGCAUUACAGAGGCUAGGUGUUAGCAAAGCAUUACAACUAAUCUCCACUAAGGAUGGGUACUGAAUUCAGGACUUUUAUAGGUACCGACAUUCUGUGUAUCGUUCACGAAAAAUCAUUUGUGAUGCUACAUCGGUGUUACCAACUCAAACACUUGACAGGAAAACAAACAGAGCGAACUCCAAGUUAUUUUCCAUGCUAACAAAGCAAGUCUGCCUAACAGAAAAAUGCUUAAAAGUAGAAUGAGAGUAGGUCAAUGCUCAGUUAUAUUGGAAAUACCAUAAACAUGCUACUGAUUGGCUUUGGUGAUAUUAAAUGGCGAUUUCAACAGCUAAAAAUGUGUUAAAGAGAACUACAAUAAUAUGCACAUUGCAAACAAACAGCUGGUGUGUAAAGUACAAUACUUACAGUACACAAAUUUUGUAGGACUCAACAAAAGACAAGACUUGCACAUUUAACUUUAUGUCAAAUUUUACUUCCUGAAAAUGGCAACACAAGUCUACCACAUAAUACUUGCAAGUGAGACUCAGAAAUGUAAGAAACACGAUAUAAUAAUGGACGGCACAGUUAUUAGCUCAGUGUUAAAUGUUGAAUACAUUUUUAAAUUAACAUUACCACAUGAGCACAUGCUAAAGUACUGUAAAUUGGUAUUGUUGGGUAACGUCAUCAAUUCCCAGUUCAAAUGUGAAAGGUACCCAUCCCUAAUCUCCCCUCAUGCCGUCUAGUAGUUGAUGGCCCAAUAUAAACCUUUAUGCUACCCUCAGGCAUUUUUGUUUUAAUUUGUCUCAUCUUUCGGGGAACUUUUUGCACCCUCUGGUGCCUUUUGGCCGACAAUGGACGCCUAAAAAAAAAGUGCUGGUAAACAUUAUCCGACAUUACUUUUUUUUCCCCACUGAAACAACUUUAAACUUGUUGAAAAUAAUUAUCAGGAUUUCAAACCUUUUAAUGCCACUUUGUGUAAUUUAUGUGGAGUCAAAUGGGCCAAAAAUAAUUAAGUACAAUUUUAAUUAUUAUGAUAUUGAACUACAUUUAGUUAUUUAUUGAUUUAACAACACAUAAUUACAUUUUUUUUUUCUUAUGAAUUAUUUAAUGACUCAAUUUGUAAUUCUGUUUAAAGAAACCAAAAAAAAAAAGAAAACAUACACUGCAGAGGAUGCUGGUUUUUAAAAUCUAACCUGUUAAAUUUUCACAAACUACAAUAAAUAAUAUUGGGAUUAUAAUUAAUUGUUGGGCUUUUGCAAAAAAAAAAAAAAUAAUAAUUAAUUAAUUUAAUUUAAUUAAUUAAAGUAUAAUUUAAAGGGGUUAAAAUACUGAUUGUUUUUAAUGUGCUUGAGGUUGAGACUAUUGGCAAAAUAUGAUUUAAUAGUAUUUUUUUUAGACCUGCACGUCUCCUGAGGGUAGCAAAUAUGAGCGUGGCAGGAGGGUUUCAUGCGUUAGUAGAUGCUACUGUAACAAACAUAAAAAUAAAUAUAUAUCUUACAUUCCAGUAGUGGACAAACGAUGACUUAACGGGCUUUAAAUGCUAACAGCAAUCACAAGAGUUCACGUUGCCAAGUAGAAGUGCUUUCUUACACCAGUCCGUUGUAUUCAUUAGUUUGUAUGUGUUUGUUUAUUGUUGCAAAGAUGUGUAACAUUGUGUACUCCUCACUCAUUUUAACAGCAGGUCAGACAUAGAUUUGCACAUGCUACAAAUAAAAAGAGAAUAUGGCUGCCAUUAACCGUAUUUCCUGAAAUAGUGGCCUCACAAAGCUGAUCAAUCAUUCACUUAAAGGCUUUAUUUAUUUAAACCUUUAAAAUACACGCCAAUGGAAAUGAUAUGGACAUUAAUCAAAUAGUACAACACUAAAUAUAUUGUAUAUUAAAGGAAUAAAUACCACAAUCCGAAUAAACACCCAACCACUAUAUAAAGAAGUAUGGUAAUUGGGACUGUCUGACCCAGUGACUGGUGCAAUUACUUCCAGUAUUGUCACACAGCAAAGUGUGUAUAAAAUAUCGGUUUACAUUAGGGCUUGACUGGUCUCAAGCACGAGCAGAGUAUCAAAAUGUAUUUUGUUUUGUUUUAUUGUAAAGACUAUAUUCGAUGUUUUUUGUUUAAACGUUGUGCUAAUGAAGGAACCAGGAAGAGAAGAGAAGUGUUCAGAAGAGGGUUUGGACCUUGUGCAUUCAUCUAUGGUUAUCGUCACCCAUUAGCCGAGUGAAAAUUUGACGCACUAUCAGACAAGACUUUGAAAUGUUAGUCGCUAUGUUGAGUUUUGUCAUUCUGACAAAGAACUUGCAGGAAAAUAAAAAAAGAGAAUUAAUGCACGGAAUGUUUUGUAAGUAUGGAUGACAAUUGUGUGGGUUGUCACGGCAGCAUUAUAACAGUUUUUUUAAUUCGACCUUUUUUUGUUACAUUGAAUCUUUGUCAAUAAACAUUUCAGAUUUUUUUGGA
Molecule: messenger RNA, 5481 nt
Organism: Nerophis ophidion (straightnose pipefish)
Lineage: Eukaryota; Metazoa; Chordata; Actinopteri; Syngnathiformes; Syngnathidae
Gene: sh3pxd2b
Product: SH3 and PX domains 2B
Exons: 14
Coding region: 246-2903 (885 amino acids)
Biological process (GO): superoxide anion generation
Cellular component (GO): cytoplasm
Molecular function (GO): superoxide-generating NADPH oxidase activator activity; protein binding; phosphatidylinositol binding
Source: RefSeq, a predicted model, not a curated record